This is a messenger RNA of Cavia porcellus (domestic guinea pig), 4312 nucleotides long. It is a transcript of the gene Styk1, whose product is annotated as serine/threonine/tyrosine kinase 1. The coding region runs from base 467 to 1750 and encodes 427 amino acids. The record is from RefSeq and is a predicted model, not a curated record. The transcript has 10 exons. Gene Ontology annotation, cellular component: signaling receptor complex; plasma membrane. Lineage: Eukaryota; Metazoa; Chordata; Mammalia; Rodentia; Caviidae. Gene Ontology annotation, molecular function: transmembrane receptor protein tyrosine kinase activity; ATP binding. Gene Ontology annotation, biological process: cell surface receptor protein tyrosine kinase signaling pathway; positive regulation of kinase activity; protein phosphorylation.
UGUGGCUCCCUUAUCAGACUGAGCAAGCGUGAGUGUGUGUGCGUGUGUGUGCACGUGUGUGUGUGUUCUUACAGUCUUGUGUAGACCAUCCACCUGUUUUUCUCAGCUUGGGCCCUCCUCUCUGCCAGUGUGCCAGAACAGGCUGGAAGACUGGUCAGCGAACAAAACAGAUCUCCUCACUUACAGAAAAAACCACCAGGGGAACUUUAAAGUGCCGGAAGUGCCUCUAGAAGGAAAAGCUUAGAAUGAAUCCCCAGGAAGGAGACCAAUCCAUGGAAAUCUUUGGAAACGCAAUGUGGCUGACAGCAGCGGGAACAAAGCGCUUGAAAGAGGGGGCAGGCAGCUCCUAGAGGUCUCCUCUGCUGUGCCGAUCAGCACUCCUCAGGCACUAGGAAUCACUCACAGUGGUGCUCAUGGUCUGUGCUGUUUGUGUGAGCUGAGGAGAGAAGCCAGAAGCCCUACGGCAAUGGAAAAGAAGAGAGGCACGGCUCGGGUGCUCCUGGAAUGUAGUCUCAGUGACAAGUUGUGUCUUGUUCAGGGAGAGCAGUAUGCGGUGAUCAUUGUCCCCACUCUGCUGGUUGGUGUGUUCCUCAUCCUUCUUGCUGUCAUCCUGUGGCUAUUUAUAAGAGGACAAAGAUCCCAACAGCAGCGCCCUGGACGCCGAGGCAUUGCUCCCAUGCCUUCAUCUAGGGGGCUAACCCAGGAAGCACCAGGACAUGAAGGAAAAAUUGUCAUGCCACUUACGGAGACAGCAGUGGGAAGUUUCCUACGGGCUACUGCACCCUCCCUCGCUAAGCUACAGGUACCCCGGGAUCAACUCUCUGAAGUUCUGGAGCAGAUCCAUAAGGGCAGUUGUGGGAACCUUUAUCGAGCUACCAUGAUCACUGGGGACCCGCCUAGGCCCAAGAGGGUUGUGCUCAAGGCUUUGAAAGAACCAGCCGGGCUCCAGGAGGUGCAGUAUUUCGUGGGGCGAAUCCAGUUCUAUCAGUACCUGGGGAAACAUCAGAACCUGGUCCACUUAGAAGGCUGCUGCACAGAAAGGCUGCCACUCUAUAUGGUGUUGGAAGAUGUGGCCCAAGGGAACCUGCUCAGCUUUCUCUGGACCUGUCGCCGGGAUGUGAUGACCACGGAUGGUCUUCUGUAUGAUCUCACAGAAAAACAAAUCUAUCACAUUGGAAAGCAAGUCCUUCUAGCUCUGGAAUUCCUGCAAGAUAAGCAUCUGUUCCAUGGAGAUGUGGCGGCCAGAAAUAUCUUGAUCCAAAGUGAUCUGACUGCUAAGCUCUGUGGCCUGGGCUUGGCUUAUGAAGUCCAUGCUCAAGGGGCCAUCUCUGCUGCUCGAACUGUUCCGCUCAAGUGGCUCGCUCCUGAGCGGCUUCUCCUGAGAACGGCUGGCAUCAAAGGAGACAUCUGGUCAUUUGGGAUUCUGCUCUAUGAGAUGGUGACUCUAGGGGCACCACCAUAUCCUGAAGUCCCUCCUACCAGCAUUCUACAGUAUCUUCAGAGAAAGAAAAUCAUGAAGAGACCUAGUAGUUGCACACACAUCAUGUACAACAUCAUGAAAUCCUGUUGGCACUGGAGUGAGGACUCGCGGCCCUUACCCAAAGAGCUGCGCUCGCGCAUAGAAGCUGCCGCUAGAACUGCAGACGACAAGGCUGUGUUACAGGUGCCAGAGCUAGUGGUGCCGGAGCUGUACGCGGCCGUGGCUGGCAUCAGCGUAGAGAGCCUCCCCUUCUGCUACAGCAUCCUUUGAAGACUGUCAGUAGAGACACAUUUUGACAGGUGAUCACUUAUGGAAUCAAUUUCUCCAAGAAUAGAAAAUGGACUUUCUGGUGGGACACCAAGGGGAAAAAGGACACGGAUCCUGGAUCUUCCUAGAAAUCCGCAGUGAUGCUGAUGAGGUACCACACACCUUGACUUCACAAGCCAGAAACACUGUCAGCCUUGGAGCAUUGUCCAUUCCUGAAGAACCUGGGCAGAAGUGAUAUGGAUGUCCUUACAAAGGCGGUUUUAAAAAUCUGCAAUGUUGUGGCUGGGGAUUUUAGCUCAGUGGCAUACAUGCCUUCCUGCCAAGCCUGAGGUUGGGAGCUCGAUCCCCAGUACCCCCCCCCCCCAAAUCUGCAAUGUUUGUUGGUGUAGGCUCCUUCCUCCUACCCCACACUAGUUUAUUGCUGAAAAAUGUCUUUGACCAUAUUAUUACAAGGUUCAAAUGCAUUACAAUGAAGUAAAGAAACACAAACCCAAAUAAAGGAAUUGAUGAAGAAGAAAUUCAAGGUCCUGCUUGCUCAAGAGUAUAGGUAUGGAGCAAGAUCUCCUUUAAGGGGAAAUCUGGUUCCCUUUAUGCUGAAAGAACAUCAAGUCCCUUAAUCAUGGUCCUUUUGUUCAGAGCUGGAGAACUGUAAGACUUUGUUCAGAGCUGGAGACAGGUGAACCUUGUUUGGUACUAUUUUUACAAUAUUUGUGGAACUUGGAAUUGAACUCAGAGCUUUGGCAUUGGGCACAUCCUUAGCUGUUUUCGAGACACAGUCUCAUAACUUGCCCAGAAUGGGCUUGAUUUGUGAUCCUCCUGUCUCCACACACCAGUACUGUGGAACAGGCAUGUUCUCUUGCCUGGCUUAUACUACUUCUAAUUAGAUAUUGAAGGAAUCUUUUAAUGAUUAGUAACAGUCAACAUGUAUUUCUCAUCAACUUUGCUUCCUAAUCCUUGUUAAAACUUGACUCUUGUGAGUAACCAAUCAUUGAUGAAAAUACUGUUAUUAAAAAAAGAAAGAAAAUGCUGUGUGUUAAACAAGAAAUGUGGAAACCAAGUGAAAAGUCUUAGCUAAAAUGGUCAUUAACAAGAGCUAGACAAGAAUAUAAUCUGAUACGGACCAACAGCUUCUAAUUUCCAAUCACUCCUUGAUGUGAGGGGUGAUUUAAUUAAAGAGACACUUCAUUAAAUUAAUAUUUAUUGAGUGUAAGGAGGCUUUUCUGAUAUUGAACUGCCAAAAUCUCUAUAAUAGGGAGGUUAAAAAUAAAUAAAUGGAAAUUCAUGUUAAUAGAGAUUUCAGGCAUGCCUUGAGGUGUAAACUAUGUUAGGGAAAAGGAAUUCUUUAUGCAUAAAAUGGGGUCGAUGACCUGCACACAGGGUUGUUGUGGAUUUGUUGAGGAUUUGUGAGAAUACAUAUUUGUACAGUAUCUGGUGUAUAAUAAUGCAUCUGCUCAAUGAAUUUUUUCUUUUGAUCUGCCUAUCCCAGGACCAUUGAUAUCUAUUUUAUUUAAAAUAUACUGUUGUUAAGAAGACAACUUCAGUCUGACAUUGUAAAUACACCUAAGGAUGGUGGUAUGGUACAAGUAGUAUGUGGCUAAAAUCAUGAAGUCAGCUUUUAUUUUAUUUUUUUGUACUAGAGACUGGUCUCUGCAUUGAGCUACACACCUUGCUUUUUUUAAAAAAAUAGGGUCUUGCUAAAUUGACCAGGCAGCACUCGAUUUUUGAUCCUCCUGCCUCAGCCCCUCCAAGUGCCAGAAUUAUAGAAAUGUAUCACCAUGCCUAGCCUGAGGUGAAAACUUUUUGUAUGAGCUUGUAAGAGAUGAAAAUAGUCUCCUACUACUUCAAAAUAUUUAAAAUAUCACAGUGAGGAGAAUUUGUUGGAUAGAGUAAUAUGUGAUUUUAAAGGCCUUUGUAAUUAUACUAGAAGGGACACCUAAGGCUACUAUAGAAGAGAUGACUGGCAGCUACAACAGUUGCAGAAGCUGGAAUCCUGAGGGAGUCACGAUGAGUCAGUUACAUGCAGAAUGGUUCUUGCCCCUGUGGGAAUACCACAGUGAGUAGUCACGGUUUAAAUAGGUCAUGAGUGACAAGCAGGGAAAAAGCGAGUAAAGUAGCCUCAUACAAAAUAACAUGAUACAGAAUUUUAUUGUUGCCUCUUAGCUAUUCAUGUAAAUUAAAAUUUCAAAGCAUUUACUUGACUAUUUUUAAGAAAUUGAAUGUUAAAGCUCUUUGUGCCAGCACCGGGCUAAGUGUUGGAAAGAAUGAAAUAGAGGACUGCUCCUUUUGUAUGUUGGUAUUUGAUUUAGUCUGAGGGAGAAAUGUAAUAAUUGGUUAUUUUAAAUGUUUACUUCCAGUUUUAUUGGCUUUCUGUAUAUAAUUUGGAAACCUGGAUCAAGUAAUUUUUACUCUAAGAAAAUUGGAUGUUUGCCUGUUUUCCAGACUUUUUCCAAAAGAAUGAUUAUAUUUCUGAGAUUCUAUUUCUGAAAUUUUUGACUUGUCUGCAAUAUUAUAUUAUUUUUAUAAUAAUGAAUAGAAAACAAAAUUAAAUCUUUACUAUUUAAACAA